UCGUCUUAGUUUCAUAAAUGGUUUAAAGAACAAGUAAUAAAAGAUGAUGUUCUAUGUAAUAAAAGAUGAUGUUCCCCCUCUGAAUUGGUAUAUGACAUUAUUUAUUUUAUUUAGUUAAACUUGAACAAGAUCUUUCUCUAUAUAUAUUGCUAGUUUUCUCUUAUCUUUUAAGCUAUCUUCAUACACAAGAAAGAACAAGAAAAUGAAAAAUUUCAUCAGAUUCUCUGCUUUUUUGUUUUACUUCUUGUUGGUCUCUCUAUUAUCUCACCAAACCAUGUCCCAACCUCAACACAUACACACUUUCUGCGACAAUUUAUCCGAAACCUUUUCACAAACCAGCCAAUACAAAUCAAACCGUGAAACCCUCCUAUCAUCUCUCCGCGACCGUUCCCCUCUAGGAACCUAUUACAACGCCACGGUCGGUCUUAGUCCCGACACAGUUCAUGGCAUGUUCCUCUGUAGAGGAGACAUCACCAAACAAUCUUGUUCGAACUGUGUGAAGACUGCAACCCUAGAAAUCACUAAAAAUAACUGCACUUAUAUAAAAGAUGCUAUAAUAUUCUAUCAGGAGUGCAUGGUUCGAUACUCCAAUGUUUCCUUCUUACGUAUCGUCGAAAAUGGACCUUGGGCCGCUAUGUACUCUAACGUUUCUUUUCCUGAUUCCUUUUUGUUUCCCUUCCGGGAAACUCUAUCAGAUAAGGUAGAGAAGCUAAUUAUCCUCACAGCAUCAAAGUCUUCUUUGUCUUCUUUGACGCCGUAUUACGUUAGGGACAGAAACAAAGUGAAUGAAUUUGAUAGAUCGUAUACAUUAGACACAAUGGUUCAGUGUAGUCCUGAUCUUGAUCCAGCAAAUUGCAGCGUCUGCUUAAGACUUGCGGUCCAAGGAGUCUCAAGCUGUUGCAAUAAUGCUCGUAUAGCGCAGUUCUUUCUUCCUAAAUGUUUUUUGAAGUAUGACACAAUCGGUUUGCCAACAACUCAGUCACCCAGCGGCUCAUUCUCUGUCCAUGCUAAGAAAGGUGAGCAAGCAUAAUACUGGGGCCUAGAUUAUUUUUAAUUCGUCCAUAUUAGUGUUUGCCAUUGCUUUAUAUGCUGAAAUAGUGUAUUUAGAUUUUAGAUAGAAAUCACUAUAUUUUCUUCUUUUAGAAAUGGCAUAGUUUAUUUUGAUUUUGUUUUUCAUAAUAAAAUACAACUAUCAGGAAGAUAAUAGAAUAAGCACCUAAAACCCAAAUAUUAAUAUGUUUAUUUUGUAUUACAGGAAACGAAAUAUAUGUGAGGAUAUUUAUUACAGCCAUGGCAACUUCGUUGUUAACACUUGUGGGUCUAUGAUCCAAUCCAAUGAUUAUGAAGUUUCGUCAAUAUUUGUUUUCCACUAAUUUAUGUGACGUGUGAUGUGCUAUUGUCUUUAAAAUUAAGAAGUAACAUACUUGUAUUCUAAGUUAUCUCAAAAAGUUUGACAUUUGAUACUCUUACUAAGUAGUAUCCUCAUACUUUUCUCUGCAUCAAUUUGCCUUCUUAAUUGUAAAACUGAGUCUUCCAGAACAAGUCUAUGUUGUGCUUCAGCAACAAAAGCGUCAACUUCACAGUUUUCAUAGUUUCAUCUGGUUUAAAUAAUGAAGAAACAAUAAAGAUUAACAUAUAUUUAUACAAGAAUAUGACCUCAAGAAUCACCUGAAAGUAAUAGGAUAAGAUAACUUGGCUAGUCAAAGGUAAUGCAGCUUUUUAUAAAUCUCUCUGCCUCUUCCUCUCAUAUUUCAUAAACAUGAAAAAUCAAGUAAUGGCAAAAAUGAUCACUCUCUCUAAUCUCUUAUCUUCUGUACAAACCAAACCAUACCCCGAUGUGGCGACAUCCACAUGCGCACGUUAAACAUAUAUUAGAUACAAGGGCUUGGCAUUUUCCAGAAAAGCUCUUAUUUUUUCUCUUUAAAUUACUUGGAUUGAUAACGUAAAGCAAGACAAAGAUUACCAGUAGGUGUGAUUACAAUAACAGCCAGCAGGCUACUUAACAGAGACUGAAAUAACCAGAUAAGAGUUUGCUUCAUGCAAAAUUAUCUUGUGGAGCCCGAUCUCUCGAUGAUCGUGAUCAGUUUUUAGUAUGCGCAUUACUUCACAACACUCUUCUUCCGUCUUCCCAUGUUAAAUUAAAUAUACUCCUCCACGGAAGUUUCUUGCAAAGCUCUGUUACUCUGCCUAAAAGCAUUUCUUUAAAAGAUUUCGAGAGCUUCCUCAUCAU
Messenger RNA from Brassica napus (rape), 2230 nucleotides. RefSeq names its product cysteine-rich repeat secretory protein 8-like. The record is from RefSeq and is a predicted model, not a curated record. Lineage: Eukaryota; Viridiplantae; Streptophyta; Magnoliopsida; Brassicales; Brassicaceae. The transcript has a single exon. Bases 203 to 1030 code for a protein of 275 amino acids.